Messenger RNA from Fusarium proliferatum ET1, 885 nucleotides. RefSeq lists its product as uncharacterized. The coding region runs from base 1 to 885 and encodes 294 amino acids. The transcript has a single exon. The record is from RefSeq and is a predicted model, not a curated record. Lineage: Eukaryota; Fungi; Ascomycota; Sordariomycetes; Hypocreales; Nectriaceae.
AUGCCUGACACUAUUGAUUUGACUGGCUCAUCACCACCUAUGCCACGUCAUACAAGAAGUUCAACUCGUGCGCUCUCUUCAACCACGGCAUCCUCAAGAAAGGAUCAGACAACAGACACUUCGUCUCACAAACCAAAUAUAGAAACUAUAUCAUCUUUAUCUAGCCUUGGCCCCUCAGAAGAACACUACUAUGCCCUCAUCUCUAAACGCAAAUGGCUGAACUCUCACACCAUCCCUAUUCCCCCAGAUGCCUUCCGAACUUUCAUCUCAAGCCCAAAGGGAUAUCAUACACUAGACGCAAUAUUUGUCUUUGCUCAGUCAGAGGCUGGGACUGCAGUCUGCAUCUCGCCCGAUGGCAUCCUCCUCACCUGUGCACACUGCGUUGCAGAAGAGCCCUCUGAGCUCACAGCUAAUACAUCGUUCGUCCUCUUAUCAUCAACUGGGAAUGUUGUUACUGCGAAAGUGGUAGCUUGGAAUCCAAUACGCGAUCUCGCUUUACUUCAGAUCGACAAAACCGAGCUUUUUCGCCAGCCGUUUCCCUUUGCCCGUAUCGCAACCUCGCCUCCCAAGUUCAACACUAAACUGCUAUGCAUCGGUCAUCCGGGUUCCGAGGACCUCGAGGCUGAACGCAGUGGUGUAAAGACAGAGUAUGACACACUCGUUCUCACCGAAGGGACUUUCCGUGGCCUAGAUAAGGAUCAAGAUCCGCAGGGUAACAGUGAGAUCGGCGCUCUUAAGCAUAGCUGCUGGACGUACUGGGGACAUAGCGGCGCAGGAUUGUUUGAUCGGGAAACGGGGGCAUUGGUAGGCGUGCAUUCGAGCUGGGAUGACGAGACAUGCAUGACGAGGGGAGUGCCAUUGGAAGUGGUGGUUGCCUUUGUUUAA